Messenger RNA from Lichtheimia ornata, 486 nucleotides. RefSeq lists its product as uncharacterized. Lineage: Eukaryota; Fungi; Mucoromycota; Mucoromycetes; Mucorales; Lichtheimiaceae. Gene Ontology annotation, biological process: maturation of 5.8S rRNA. Bases 1 to 486 code for a protein of 161 amino acids. The record is from RefSeq and is a predicted model, not a curated record. The transcript has 4 exons.
AUGGCCGACAAACGAGUCAAACAACCGUCGAACCGAUUACUCGGCAUGAAGUUCAUGCAACGAUCUUUGGAAAAGGAAAAGCAAGAAGAGCUUGAACGUGAAAGGAAACGUAUCAUUACAGAAGCCGAAUGGGUAUUAGAAUAUGAAACGGAUCAAGUACAAAAGCCAAAAAUUCGCGUGGAUUAUCAACCGAGCUAUCUGGCAUUCAAUGACACUCGACCGAAUCUAGGACGUCAAUCAUUCAAGGAAUUCAACAAGGUGGUCGAGCAAACUGAACAGGACGCAGCAGAACAAAAGGAAAAGGAAAAGCAGGAUCAACGGGAUCGAAAAGCUCAGCAACAAGAAGAUGAAUACAUGGAUACUAUGAAACAAGAUUUACGAGAGAGGAGAAAAGGAGGAAAGAAACGACGAGCUGCUGAUGAUAACAAGGGGAAAAAGAAAGCAAAGAGUGAUAAAGCACCACAAGGAUUCAUCAAACCACAAUAA